This is a messenger RNA of Stylonychia lemnae, 1014 nucleotides long. The record is from the annotation of a GenBank genome assembly. Lineage: Eukaryota; Ciliophora; Spirotrichea; Sporadotrichida; Oxytrichidae.
AUGUUUUUAAAAUAUCUUUAAGGCACAGCCUUAUUUCUUUUGAUUUCAAUCACUUCAGAUCAAGCAUUUUGUUUGCAAUAGAGAAAGUUAUUACAGAAUUCUCCUUCUGUUCUUCUUAAGCUAGAGCUUGAAAUUCAAGGAGGAUCAUUCAAUGGAUCAGGUUAGGGAGAUAUAAUUCUCAAUGUCAAUGGUAAUGCAAAUUGUACUGUGUAGAAGUUCUGCACAAAUUAAUCAGCUUAAAUCCUACCAAAGGAUUCUGAAACAAUGCAAAAAUAGAAUUCUAUUAAACUUUUGGAUUUGAGUAAAUAUUCAACUGAGAAAUAGGCUAUAUUUUGGAAGUAUGAAAACUAUACAAAAUAUCUCCUUUAAAAGGCAGUAUAAGAAAGUUUCUAAAUGAAUCACGACAUCUGGUUUAACUUUUAAGAUAUACUUGAUACAGGUAUAUCUUAUAAAAAUUUCCUGUCAAAACUUUAAAAUGCACCAUUAGUUGAUUUAGAAUAUGAAAGUAUUGCAUGGGGGUAUGGUGAUGACAUUAGCAUAGUAGAGGAAUACAUUUAAAAGUACGGGGUAAAAGGAGGGGCUUUUGACUUAAUAUAGACUUAUGUUUCCAGUUAUUAUGAUGUCCAAUUUCCAUAUGCGGACAUAAUUCCUGACCAAACUCUUUUUUCAAUGCCUAAAGAAGAAGAGUACAAUUCAGCAAAAAAUAACAUUAAUACCUUUGAAAAAAUCUUCUAUUCUGCUAGAUAUGAUUAUGGAUAUUCUGAAAGUGUAGAUGCAAGUGAGUUUUGCUAAAUGGAGGUUAAGUAAUGGACAGAAUAAUAUUAGGUUUAUAUUUAGUAUCUUCCAAAAUUGACAAAGCUGCAGCUCUAGUAUUUAGAAAGUUAUAUUAAAACUUAAUAAAUUGGGCUUGACAAUAAUUCUGAAGAUCUCUCAACUUACUUUGCUUCAUAUGAUAAAUUCUACUCAGUGUGUAUAUCCAAGAUUGGAGAUGACUCUACAAUUCCAGAACUCUGA